GGUUUCUAGACAUAUAUAUAGUACCUAGAGUAUUGCUUCAAUCGAUGGAUAAUUUAAUCCGUGUCACUUGCCCUUACAAUGGCGUCGAGCUGUAGCCGUGGCUUGCGUGUUGCAGUGCGACGAAUACGGGUCUGUGAUUGGACAGCAUGUCGUAUUGCUCAAUGGUCGUAAUUUCAGGGGGACCCGAGCGCAGACACCAGCAUCGAAACAGUAGGUCCCGUCCACCAUGGAGCCUCGAUGAUUUCGUGACUUCAUGCCUCGACAAUCAAUCACGAUCCCCAACCCAGCCCACUCGGUGUGGUAUGCUGUUUCCCUCGUUUAAUCGUUCUCUCCAUUGCGCCUUGAAUAGACGCUUUUCUUUCCAAUCUAGCAAACAACGUCAAUUGCUCCAGACUGGGUGCAAGCAACUUUAACCUAUAAAACACGCCUCGAUCGAUCUGUCCGACAACUACCAACCUCUCGAUUCCCUCAUUUGACGCCCCAUCCAUCCCGCCGCGAGAGCGGCAACCACGGUCGCCUAGGCGUUGAUACUAUUGCAUUUAUAUAACAACUCAAUCUUCUAAUUUCUAAUAUCGCGUUCGAUUCGACAAGAUGGCGUUUCAAGGUCGUAGUCCGUUGGAUGAAAAUAACUCGGCACCUUCGCCAAUGCCAGAUCUACACCGGAAUCGGUUACCUACUCUUUUCGAGGUCUUGAGCCGAAGGACCCAUCCUCCUGUUGACCUCUUCUCCUUCUACAUAUAUAUGCGCGACCAGCAGCGAUCGGUCGACUACUUGGACUUCUGGCUGGAUGUUGCGCAACAUAUGUCAUUAUGCCGCCACUAUGUUCGAGAGUUACGAAGAUCAGUAUUGGUCAGGACCCCAGAUUUAGAAAAGGAGGAAUCAAAAAGAUCCUCGAGGGCCUUGGAGGCGAUUGGCGAUAUCAGCGCCGGUCCUUCUAUGGGAACAGAGAAAGAACGGGAGCAAAAUGCGCAGAUGUCGGCGUACCUACGAGAUCAGCCUGCACCCAGCGCAAGCGUAAUGGUCGAUUCACCACAGGGCAGCCAAGAACGACGGGCAAGAGCUAGCACACAGCUGAGCUCUCCAGGCAUCACCUCGGAUUCCAACUCUCCAGCACACGCUGUCUCUCGGGAGGAUAUCAGGGCAUCGGCCGAAUCCAUACUAUACACCUUCCUGCUUCCAGGUGCCGAACGCGAAAUAACGCUUCCUGGCUCCAUCACGUCGGAUAUCACUACUGCCAUCGAGCAAGAUGGUCGCGAUGAUCCAGAAGUAUUUGACGUGGCCAAAGAUUACGUUUUCCAGGCCAUGGAGCGAGACGCAUUCCCCGGUUUCUUGAGAGCUCGUGCUUUCGGCAAUUUGAUUCCGCCUACCAUCCUCGCAAGGUUGAUUAUUGGACUCAUUGCUAUGUUCGGCGGGUUCUGGACUGCUUUCAUCCUCAUCUUCCUCAACGCCUCACGUGCCACUCGAUGCUGGGAAAUUCUCCCCUUCACGAUAGGUGUAUACUUCCUGUGCUCCUAUCAGUACUCGUUAGAUCCGAUCAUGGCUCUCAUCGGCUUGACCGAAUACACGCCGUUCUCCUUCGUCCGAAUCCGAGAGCCGUACGUGCGCAAAUUGCUGAUAAAGCGCUCCAUCACCGUACUGGCUGUCACUAUCCUGGUCGACGCGGCUGUUUCGGUGCUGUUCAUCCUGGUCCCAGGAAAACGACUUUGAGGUGAUCGGUUCAACGACCGCGUCCCUUCUCUAACGACCCUCACGACUGGCUCGUUCUACUUUUGCGUUGUCUUUUUUUUUUUUUUUUAUUCUUU
Molecule: messenger RNA, 1802 nt
Organism: Xylaria bambusicola
Lineage: Eukaryota; Fungi; Ascomycota; Sordariomycetes; Xylariales; Xylariaceae
Product: putative RGS domain protein
Exons: 3
Coding region: 592-1707 (371 amino acids)
Biological process (GO): intracellular protein localization
Cellular component (GO): plasma membrane
Source: RefSeq, a predicted model, not a curated record